GAUUUGAUAGUUUUAAUCAUAAUGAGAAAAUUUUAAAUAUCAGUGAAAUAUAUACAAAAUUAACAAGAAUGAAAUGGCUCUUGAUUGUUUUACAAAUAAUAAUGUUAGGUUUCUCUUUGCUUCCUUAUUGUUCUUUACGGUAUUAUCGAUCAAACAAUGAACAAAAUUCCGAUUAUUUAACAGUUGCUUUGCCAAAAAUUCAUAAACAGAUUGAUAAGAAUUCUGAAUACGUAACCCAAAUACAACAGAGAACAACAUUCAACAAUGAUGGAGAUGAUGAUAUUCCUGAAAAGUAUUCAGUAGUCAACGGUGAUUAUGAAGACGCAUUCCAGAAUGUCGAUUACACUGAUAAUGAUCAUAAAGAUGGUAAUGAAAAUAAUUAUAAUCAACCCAAUAUUAGAGGCAAAGAUCAAAAUUAUAUGGAAUCUGGUCAUAUAGAUGAAGAUAUAAUGCAAUAUGAAAAUGUAAUUCGAAAACAAAGUGAAACUACUCAACAAUUUAAACAUAUACCUAAAAAUACUAUUAUGAAGUAUACCAAAAUUGACAGACCGCACAGUUUCAACAACAAGGAUGACGUUUUGGCCACGACAGAUUAUAGUAAUGCGGAUUUAAGUGAAUUAUUUGAUAAAUAUGCUCAAGAUACUGAUCAAAAAUCAAAUGCACAAUUUGAUUUAAAAAAUUAUGAUGUAGAUAUUGACAAAUUGUUUGAAGAGAAAAUAAAAAAUUCUAAAAAACAGAAUAAAUACUCUAAUGGUGAAGUACCAAAUCAACAUUGGAAAAGAAGUCAUCAAAACAAUGUUAAUGGUAAUCGGAGAAUGGAUUCUUUGUACAAAAGAAGACAGUGGCAAACUUUACAGAAGAGACUGAAACCGAAUUAUAAUGUGAAUUAUGAAUGAAAUAACAAUAAUAUUAAAAUGACUGAGAAUUUUAUUCAAAGAUUAUAUUGAAAUCAAAAGAAUUUGUACCAACUAGGAAAUUUAUUUGAAAAUAGUUAUGAAAAGUAAUCACAGUUUUUGGAGUGUCUAUCUUCUCUUUACCUAAUAGAAAAAUCGGCUUGAUGUCAAACGCGUUGUUCGAAUACUCACAAUGCUGUUCAAGAUAAUUAAUAUGUUCAUCUUCCAGUAAUUGUUAUUUCAUCAACAAACAAUCUACUUCAGUUUAUUUAACAAAAUUUUGAACUUUAUAACUGUUGGGGACGUUAGAUCCCCAGAACCCGCUUGACGAAUGGCUUAUUUUGGAUUUCACGUUUGCGAGCAUGGGCUGAUCAGUUGACCUUAAGAUUUCAUUUCCCACCAGGAAAAUCCUUGGCUGUGAUUGGCUGCUGUGUAUUUUAG
This is a messenger RNA of Schistosoma turkestanicum, 1334 nucleotides long. The record is from the annotation of a GenBank genome assembly. Lineage: Eukaryota; Metazoa; Platyhelminthes; Trematoda; Strigeidida; Schistosomatidae.